UUCACCGACGACGUGGACUGGACCAUGAAUCUUUCGCUCUACAGUGUUAACGCGUUUCUCAUUCUUGACACGGAAGGCGCACGCGUUCUCGCAAAAUACUACCGUCCCAAAGGCCAUCCACAAGGCGAAUCCAAGCAAUUCCAAACAUUGAAAGAGCAGAAGGCGUUUGAGAAGGGUUUGUGGCAGAAAACCAAGAAAGCCGGAGGAGACAUAAUCCUAUAUGAUGGCCACCUCGCGGUGUACAAGCAUUCGUUGGACUUGAUUAUCUACUUCAUUGCUGGGCCUUCAGAAAACGAGCUUAUGCUUUCGACGGCGCUCAACAACUUUGUCGACGCCCUCACCCUCCUGAUGCGGAACCAAAUCGAGAAGCGUGGUGUUCUAGAGAAUCUUGACCUGGUUUUGCUGUGUUUGGACGAGACGAUUGACGAUGGAAUCAUUGUUGAUACCGACCCCGCUGCCAUUUCUUCUCGUGUCAGCCGACCGAGACCAGACACGACAGAAAUCAUCAUCAACGAGCAGACAAUUAUGAGCGCAUACCAGACUGUCAAGGAGAAAAUGGCACAACGGAUAGGCCAGUUGUAA
Mycena indigotica is the source of this 582-nucleotide messenger RNA. RefSeq names its product Coatomer subunit zeta. The record is from RefSeq and is a predicted model, not a curated record. Gene Ontology annotation, biological process: intra-Golgi vesicle-mediated transport; intracellular protein transport; retrograde vesicle-mediated transport, Golgi to endoplasmic reticulum. Gene Ontology annotation, cellular component: COPI vesicle coat. The transcript has 3 exons. Lineage: Eukaryota; Fungi; Basidiomycota; Agaricomycetes; Agaricales; Mycenaceae. Bases 25 to 582 code for a protein of 185 amino acids.